Macrosteles quadrilineatus (aster leafhopper) is the source of this 3110-nucleotide messenger RNA. RefSeq names its product nuclear receptor-binding protein homolog (gene Madm). Bases 202 to 1242 code for a protein of 346 amino acids. The transcript has 9 exons. NCBI's taxonomy places the organism in Eukaryota, Metazoa, Arthropoda, Insecta, Hemiptera, Cicadellidae. The record is from RefSeq and is a predicted model, not a curated record. Gene Ontology annotation, biological process: endoplasmic reticulum to Golgi vesicle-mediated transport; protein phosphorylation; intracellular signal transduction. Gene Ontology annotation, molecular function: protein serine/threonine kinase activity; ATP binding. Gene Ontology annotation, cellular component: endomembrane system; cytoplasm.
UUUCUGAACGAAAAAACUUCAAAGCCCAAGAAGAGAAGAUACAGCAAGUGUUUGAGAACCUAACACAACUAGAACAUCCAAACAUCGUCAAGUUCCAUCGGUAUUGGACAGACACCCAUAACGAUAAGCCUAGGGUAAUAUUUAUCACGGAGUAUAUGUCCUCUGGUUCAUUAAAACAGUUCCUCAAGCGCACCAAGCGAAAUGUCAAAAAGCUGCCACUCCAAGCGUGGAAACGGUGGUGUUCACAAAUCCUGUCAGCACUCAGUGGCUCCUGAUACUAUACACCAUCAUGUCAAGACAUGCAGAGACAACAUGAAGAACAUGCACUUUAUUGCACCUGAGUAUGGAGCUACAGUCAGUCCAGCGAUUGACAUCUACUCCUUUGGAAUGUGUGCUCUGGAGAUGGCAGCUCUGGAGAUACAAGGGAACGGAGAUUCAGGAACUCUAGUCACAGAAGAUCACAUCAACAGGACGAUCGACAGUCUGGAUGACCCUCUACAGAAGGACUUCAUCCACAAGUGUUUAGCCCAGGACCCAUCACAGAGACCUCCGGCCAGAGACCUCCUCUUCCAUCCUAUCUUGUUUGAAGUCCACGCACUCAAACUGUUAGCCGCUCAUGCACUAGUUGGCAGUGCAAACACAUCAGAGUCAAUAACAGACGAGGUGGUCCAGAGGUUAUUUGGGCCCGACGUGGUAAUUGCGGAGAUCACCCAUCCUGACGGUCGGCCGGGUGUACACUUCAAGAUGGCUGAUAUUCCUGUCACAGAGAAACUGGAAAAGUUUGUGGAGGAUGUCAAGUAUGGCAUCUACCCACUGACAGCGUACCGAGCGAGGCAGCCACCACCGCCCAGACCUCGCGCAGUCUCCCCCGAGGUGGCGGAGAGUGUCAAGUCUGUGACUCCAGAGCCUGUGGACGUGGAGACACGACGAGUGGUCAACAUGAUGUGUAACGUCAAGCCUAAGGAGCAGAGCUGUGAACUCUUGAUGACAAUCCUGCUCAGGAUGGAUGACAAGAUGAACAGACAGCUGACCUGUCUUGUGUCUGAGAUGGACAAUGCUCUUCAUCUUGCACAAGAAUUGGUCUUCUAUGGCUUCAUCAACGAGGGAGACAAGGAGAAGAUAGCUGCCCUGAUAGAGGAGACGCUGUCUAGUGGGAGUGUUUUGCGCCAGACAAGUUUUGCACCGUCUGACUCAAGUCUCUUACUACCCACUGUAUCACAAGCUACCACAACGCUUAGUUAAUAUAAACUGCUUGGCUUUAGCCAUCAGCAUAACCUAUAAGGCUGGAUAUUCUUUUAUAAGUUUUACCAAAUAGGAAUAAGUGAACGAUUCGACCUAACUAUGAUGGAAAUUCCCCCAAAUUAUUAGCAACGGGCGAUUUCCUAGAGGUGUACAUUUCCUUGAACUAUCGAGCUUAUCCUAGUCGCUGUACACUUGUGUUUUAUCGACAUGUUUAAUUUAUUGUUUAUUGAGACAUGUGUGGUCAGGAACUUUCAAUACUGUGUUGAUAUUCUUUUAAGGUUUUUAUAAAUUUUUUGUACUCUUAGUAUUAAAAUCUCUGUGACAGGAUCAGUUGUAAAUUUUAUGUUUUUUGUGAUUUUCUCAAACUAACAGUAAAUACGUUUUUAUAAAUGUUUCAAAGCACAAACUAUCUGUUUUUGUAAAGUCUCACUUAAAAAUCUGUUAUUGUGUUUAAAAAUUUAAAAAAUUAUUUAAUAUAAAGUUCACUUAUAAGCAUUUUUAUUAACAAAUUAUUUUGUGGAACUGUAAUUGUAUGCUAAGUGGAGUGCUUCCGAGCCCUGAAAAAAUUUGGAGGGAAUCCGCCAAUAGAACCAAAUAAUAUUUUGUUAGUGCCUUGUGGUAUUGUCGUAGAGAUGUACAUUCUCAGUGUUUACCUGCUUAUUUGUAUUGUCAGCAUUUAUGGUGUUUUAUUGAUAGGUUAGCCCAUGUGAUAUCCUAGCUUCAGUGCCAUUCUGUUACAUUUCUUUCUCUAGCAAUACCCUACCUUUUUUGCCUUCUGUAUAUAUUUAUUACACUACACUUUCACAUUAGGUUCUUAAUCUUAUUUCACAAAGUCCAAAAGAAUAAUUUUUAGGUAAUUUUAAUGUAAAGUUUUAUAUUAUUGUUUUUAUAUAUAAGUAAUGUAAGAGAGCGGACAAUAUUAUCAUGAUGGCCGUUUGUCAUCAUUUUUCACUAGCUUAAUUUCACUCUACGUUGUUUCAGGUGAAUGCCUUUGGGUUGUAUAAAUAAUCAUUCCAACAAUGGCAUUAGAUUUAUAAUUGUAUAACUUGAAUCAAUUCAUUUUCUUCUUUUUGUAAUUUUUCUAGCUUUAUUGAUUAAAAUGAUGAAUGGUAAUAUAAAUAACUGUGAUUUAGCAAGACCAAUGAAAGAACUAUUUGAAUUAUUAACGGUCUUAAUUUAGCUGCUAGAUUUUUUCUUAUUUUUCUUAAUGGUUUUAACCAUGAUUUUUCUUUGAGCUGGGGCAUUCACCGUUUCUAAAGGCCAAUGUAUACUACUAUUGUUGCUAGAGUGUUCACAAAAGAGUGAAAUUUGACUGAUAAGUUAUGUUUGCUAGAAGGCUGUUAGAAUAGAAGAGAGUGACCAGCAGUAGUUACUCAUAUCACACAGAUUCAAAUUAUUGCUCAGUAUUUGUCGACUAGGGAAGAGAAGUCAUAAAGUAUUAAAUUGUAUAUUACGGGUUUGAUUAUUUUUGCAAACAAGCAAAUCUAUUCAGACAGUGAUGAUUAAAUUUUUCAUUAUUACAGAAUACUUUGUUUUUCUGCAUACUAAACCAUGAAAUAUGUUUGUAGCACAAAUGUUGUCAUUUAAAACUUGCACACGGUUUGCUCUAAUAUUCAUACCCUAUUUUUUACAUUGUAAACAAAAUUUGUGUCUAAAGAAAGUGGUGCUGCUUGGUUUUAUCAAUAUUUUCCUUUAGAUGUAGUUUGCUUGGACAUGUAUACUCAGCUAUUCAAUCAACCCUAGAUGAUAUUUUGUUACUCCACUAGGCAUGGCUGUGUGCAGUCUGUUUGACCCUUCUCUUCCCUAAAACAUUCUUUUGUAAACUGAACACUUAUAACUAACUGUGAAGUAUAAACUAUCACAAUUCA